This is a messenger RNA of Populus nigra (black poplar), 1364 nucleotides long. RefSeq names its product OVARIAN TUMOR DOMAIN-containing deubiquitinating enzyme 4-like. The transcript has 5 exons. The record is from RefSeq and is a predicted model, not a curated record. Gene Ontology annotation, biological process: protein deubiquitination. Lineage: Eukaryota; Viridiplantae; Streptophyta; Magnoliopsida; Malpighiales; Salicaceae. The coding region runs from base 179 to 1117 and encodes 312 amino acids. Gene Ontology annotation, molecular function: cysteine-type deubiquitinase activity.
UUCGCCGUCAGAAGGAUAGCUAACCCAUCCUCCUGCAGAUAUUUUAGAGCUCCCUCUCUCCCUUUCUCCCUGCAGCGCAGAAUAAGGUGCUGCGCAGCACAAACAGUGGUGAUGGGUGCGUAGGUUAAGAAAAUUCAAGGGCAAAUUAGCAAGAAAACAUCGCCACCAAAACUGUGAUAUGCUUGGUGUACUUUGCGCACGCCCCAAGCCUAAUUGGAUCCUCAACUCUCUCUUCACUCAUUUCCACCUCAACCACCACCACCACCACAACAGUAACAACCGCCUCUCUUUGCACCUAUCCGGCUCCUCCACCGCGGCUCGCCGCCGCCACUCUAGCUUGUGCAGCGCUGAUUCAGGCUGCGGAGGAGCGGCGGCGAUAUGGCACGUGAUUCAGCCGGCUGAUUGGCGGAGGAGGACAGAGAGGAGGAGUGUGAGAGGGGAGGGGUCGUGGAACGCGGCGUGGGAUGGGAGACCGGCGAGGUGGCUCCACCGGCCUGACUCGGCUUGGUUGUUGUUCGGCGUUUGUGCUUGCCUUGCUCCGGCGAUCGAGUUCUUGAGUGAUGUGAAUAACAUCGAUGAUGUUGAUCAUCAGGAGAAAGAGAGAAUUGACGGUGGUGAUUUGAAUGCGAGUUCUGAUGACGCGAAACAGGAUAGCAGUGACGCUACUGUUGGUGCUGAUUAUAAAGUUACAGGGGUGCUGGCGGAUGGGCGAUGUCUAUUUAGAGCAAUAGCUCACAUGGCUUGUUUGAGAAAUGGAGAGGAGGCCCCUGAUGAAAAUCGCCAAAGAGAACUUGCUGAUGAAUUAAGAGCUCAAGUUGUUGAUGAGCUUCUAAAGAGGCGGGAAGAAACUGAAUGGUUCAUUGAAGGAGAUUUCGAUGCAUAUGUCAAGAGAAUUCAACAACCUUAUGUAUGGGGUGGGGAACCUGAGUUGUUAAUGGCUUCUCAUGUUUUAAAGACAAUGAUAUCAGUGUUCAUGAGAGAUAGGACAACGGGUAAUUUGGUAAACAUAGUAAAUUACGGUGAAGAGUACCAGAAAGAUGAAGUCAAUCCCAUUAAUGUGCUGUUUCAUGGAUAUGGUCACUAUGACAUACUGGAGACCACCCCGGGUCAGAGUUGACAGAAAGCGGACAUUUAGAUAUUGAUGUGGUUUAUUAUAAUUGUUACAUGCCUUGGAUCAGUUCAAUCAAAAUAAGAACCUGUCUCAACUUGGAUCAGUUCAAUCAAAAUAAGAACCUAUCUCAACUUCGAUAGAUUUGCUUCUGCAACCUCAGUUCGAGCAAUAGACUUGGAAACUUUUUGUAGGAUCCGGGAUUUUUAUUACAAUUUUUGAAUUAUAGAUCAAUACCACAAGAGUUUUCUCUGGA